AUGCCUCGCCACAACGACCCCACCUCCAAGAUGUUCUACAAGGGUGCCUCCGACGACUUCAUCGUCUUCGUUGAUGACCACGACGCCCUGAACAGAUGGCGCAGUGACCGCUCCGUCCCUCUGGCGGAUGUCCUUAACGGCUGGAAGAUCUUUGUUACGCACAAGCACGGAGCCCAAGGCGUCCUCGACGGAGCUAGCAAGGCUAGUCUCGAGAAUGAAUUCGGAACUGCCAAUGAAGACGACGUUAUAACUCAGAUUUUGGAGCGUGGAGAGUACCAGUCUACUAUUGCUCGCGAACAACAAGGUGAUACCAACUUCCGUAAUGGUCCUGCUUAUCGAUAG
Aspergillus vadensis CBS 113365 is the source of this 342-nucleotide messenger RNA. Its product is annotated as SBDS family protein. Bases 1 to 342 code for a protein of 113 amino acids. Lineage: Eukaryota; Fungi; Ascomycota; Eurotiomycetes; Eurotiales; Aspergillaceae. The transcript has 3 exons. The record is from RefSeq and is a predicted model, not a curated record.